AUGAAAGAUCGGUCGGCGGUGCGAGAGUCGUUGUUGUGUAAGAUUGUGGAGGAUGAGAAGAAUUUGGGAUUUCCGUUUGUGGAGGAAGGAGCACAUUUUGCUUUGAUGCUGACGAUUGGUGCCGCGGAUACUACUCAAAUGUCUACUUGGGCGUUUGUGGAGGCCAUGAUGAGUUUUCCUGAUGUGCAGAAGAGAGCCCGAGAUGCCAUUGAUGCGGUUGUCGGAGACCGUAUACCAUACUGGGAAGACUAUGAGAAAAUCCCUUAUGUCAGAUGUAUCGUCAAAGAAACUUGGCGUUGGAGACCACCAGUAGGUCUGGGCCACCCGCACGUCACGACGGCCGACAUUACAUACAAUGGAAUGCGUAUUCCCAAGGGUUCUCGUCUCAAUCUCAACGGCUACGCACUCCAACACGAUCCCCAACGACAUCAAGAUCCCGAGACGUUCUGGCCGGAGAGGUACGAAGGCGACGAAACGACAGCCAUGCAGAGCAUCAAUUCGUCCGACGUACAAAAGCGAGACCACUUCGCCUUCGGCGCUGGGAGAAGAAUCUGCCCCGGAUACAACGUCGCAGAACGUUCUCUCGCCGUCGCAAUCAUGCGAAUCCUAUGGGCAUUUGAAGUCACGCCGAGUCCCGAUGCCAAGCUCCCGCUGAACAUUGCAGACUGGCGAGGAGAUUUCCCCGGUCUUGCUGGGCCAACGAUGCCGGUCAUGAUGUUGCCGAGAAGCAAAGAGAGAGUUGCGGUGAUUGAUGAGGCUUUUGCAGCGGCGAAGAUGGAGCGUGAGGCUAUUGUGAGUUGA
This is a messenger RNA of Sphaerulina musiva SO2202, 801 nucleotides long. Its product is annotated as cytochrome P450. The coding region runs from base 1 to 801 and encodes 266 amino acids. Lineage: Eukaryota; Fungi; Ascomycota; Dothideomycetes; Mycosphaerellales; Mycosphaerellaceae. The record is from RefSeq and is a predicted model, not a curated record. The transcript has 3 exons. Gene Ontology annotation, molecular function: oxidoreductase activity, acting on paired donors, with incorporation or reduction of molecular oxygen; iron ion binding; monooxygenase activity.